AUGAGACAUAUAUUAAGCUCAGUAUUCAAUUGUAGUGUAUCAAUUAGCAAAUCGUUUAAAAGAACUGCUAUUCAAAUCAGGUUUUCGCACAGUGUUCCAAAGUGGGGUAGCAAUAAGCUUCACCGUAAAAUUAAGAUCCAGCAUCCGUUUCGAGAAAUAAUUAUGGCAGAUCCUAAAAUUGAGGAAAUCCUUGCACCUUUGCGAGCCAAUGUUAAAGAGCAGGGUGAUUUCGUUCGGAAACUCAAAGAAGAAAAGGCUCCUGAAUUAGACAUAAAAAAGGCUGUCGCUGAACUGAAGGUACGAAAAAAGACAUUAGAAGACAAAGAACUCAGCCUUGCACCUACAGAAGAGUGGUUUGAUAGAGCCAAAAUGGAAGAUUUAAUUAAGCGGCGGUUUUUCUAUGAUCAAUCCUUUGCAAUAUAUGGGGGUAUUACAGGUCAGUUUGACUUUGGCCCAAUGGGGUGUGCGCUGAAAAGUAACAUGAUACAAUUGUGGAGAAAGUAUUUUAUUCUCCAGGAACAGAUGCUUGAGGUUGAUUGCUCUAUCUUAACUCCUGAACCAGUGCUUAAAGCAUCUGGGCAUGUGGAAAGAUUUGCUGAUCUCAUGACUAAGGAUGUUAAGUCUGGAGAAUGCUUUAGAUUAGAUCACUUGAUAAAGGCUCAUUUAGAGAAAAUUAAAAGUGAAAAAAAUACUAAGCCUGAACUUAAAGCUGAAAUUGAAGACAUCCUUGUUAAACUUGAUGGAAUGACUGCUGAUGAUAUGUCCUCAUUGAUGAAAAGAUUUAAUAUGAAAUCUCCAGUUAGUGGUAAUGAUUUAAGUCCACCAAUUGAAUUCAACCUUAUGUUUAAUACUCAAAUUGGGCCAUCAGGAUUAGUAAAAGGCUUCUUAAGACCAGAAACAGCACAAGGUAUAUUUGUAAACUUUAAGAGAUUGUUGGAGUUUAAUCAAGGAAGACUACCUUUUGCUGCAGCACAAAUUGGUAAUUCAUUUAGAAAUGAAAUAUCUCCUCGAUCUGGACUUCUCAGAGUUCGAGAAUUUACCAUGUGUGAAAUUGAGCACUUUUGUGACACAAAAGACCACCCUAAAUUUGAUUCUGUAAAAGAUACUCAAAUGCUCUUUUACUCUGCUGAUAACCAAGAGCAAGGUAAAGCUGCUGAGAUAAUGACAAUUGGUGAAGCAGUGUCCAAAGGAAUAGUUAACAAUGAAACUCUUGGAUACUUCAUGGCUAGAAUUCACUUGUACAUGCUAGCUGUUGGCAUUGAACCAAAGAAACUUCGUUUCAGACAGCAUAUGAGCAAUGAAAUGGCACAUUAUGCAUGUGAUUGCUGGGAUGCUGAGUGCCUUUCUAGUUAUGGGUGGAUAGAAUGUGUUGGAUGUGCAGACAGAUCAGCAUAUGAUUUAACACAACAUACUAAAGCAACUGGCACUCGUCUAGCUGCUGAGAAGAAAUUACCAGCUCCUAAACAGAUAGAUGUUGUGGAAGCUGUUACUAACAAAGCUGCAAUUGGAAAGCAAUUUAAAAAGGAUGCUAAGGCAAUCAAUGAUGCACUUUUAGCUUUAGGUUCUUCAGAAUUGGAGCAACUUGAGAGCAAACUUGAAAGUUGUGGAGAAUAUACCCUGGUCACUGCAAAUGGAGACUUUACACUCACUUCUGAUUUGAUCAGUGUAAAGAAGACGCAGAAAACAGUUCAUGUUGAAGAAAUUAUCCCUAGUGUUAUUGAGCCUUCCUUUGGUAUUGGAAGAAUCCUCUAUUGCAUUUUGGAGCAUAACUUUAAAUUGAGAGAAGGUGAUGAGCAAAGAACUUAUUUCUCACUGCCGCCAAGUGUUGCUCCAAUGAAAUGUGCUGUUUUACCUCUAAGUGGAAAUGCAGAAUUUCAACCUUUUGUAAGAGAAUUGUCACAAGAACUAACAGCAGUGGAUGUAUCCCACAAAGUAGAUGAUUCUUCUGGGUCCAUUGGAAGAAGAUAUGCCCGAACUGAUGAACUUGGUGUUCCAUAUGCUGUAACUGUUGAUUUUGAUACAGUACCAGAGCCUCAUACUGUAACCUUGAGAGAAAGAGAUGGAAUGGGACAAGUUCGGCUUCUUCUAUCUGAUGUGCCUCAAGUAGUAAGAGACUUGUCUAAUAGUAAAAUUUCAUGGUCAAAUGUAGAAGAAAAAUAUCCAAAAUUUGAACAGCAAGAAACCGUGAAAGGUGUUGCUGCAUAG
Messenger RNA from Pieris macdunnoughi, 2205 nucleotides. The record is from the annotation of a GenBank genome assembly. Lineage: Eukaryota; Metazoa; Arthropoda; Insecta; Lepidoptera; Pieridae.